This is a messenger RNA of Cetraspora pellucida, 400 nucleotides long. The record is from the annotation of a GenBank genome assembly. Lineage: Eukaryota; Fungi; Glomeromycota; Glomeromycetes; Diversisporales; Gigasporaceae.
AUGACGAAUUUCCAUGAAUAUUAUUCAGAACUUCUCAAAAAAUUACCUCUUUCUAUAAAAAAAAAUAUAUGGAAUCGUCUUAUAUCUAGAUUACAUAAUCCUUUAUCAGAAGAACAAGCAAGUAGUAUUCAUCCUAAUAUUGAAGUAUUGCUAAUUAGUGAAGUUGAUAAAUAUGAAAAGAAAAAAAAUCGGCAACGUUGUAGACCCAAAGAAGCAUUGCUUCACAAUAAUCUUUCAGACGAUACUAUCUUUACUAAUAUCCAAGUUAAUGCUAGAAUCAAAGAAGCUACAGAUAAUUUACGUCAAGAAUUUAUUAAAUCUACUGAAGAAACUUUAAAAACUAUUAAGCAACAGAAAGAUAUAGAAUGCAAUCAAAUUAAGAUAGAUAUGGCUAAUUGGA